AUGGCUAUCGCUGGCGCCCAACGUAAACAAGUUCUCAAAGUCUUGAUGACCUCGUUGUUGCUAGAUCUUAUCUCCUUUACAUUCAUUCUACCACUUUUCCCAUCGCUAUUAUCCUUCUAUCGCGCCCAAGAUCCAUCUCCAAACUCUCUUCUCAAUCGCAUCUUCCACUACUUAAAUGCCUACAAGAAUUCCUUCGCCCGCCCCAUCGACUCGCGCUAUGAUAUCGUUCUCCUUGGCGGAGCCCUCGGUUCCCUCUUCUCCCUACUUCAGGCCGUUGUCGCCCCAGUAAUUGGUCACCUGUCGGAUAAACAUGGUCGUCGCCGCACAUUGCUUUGGGCAAUGAUUGGCAACCUUCUCAGCGUGACACUCUGGGUCUCCGCGACGGAUUUCCGUACUUUUUUGGCGAGUCGUGUUGUCGGAGGCCUCAGUGAAGCAAAUGUGCAAUUGGCCAAUGCUAUUGUGGCGGAUAUUACUGAUGAAGCGCAUCGUGGCGCGUCCAUGGCUCUGGUUGGCGCUUGUUUUAGCGUGGCUUUUACGUUCGGUCCGUUGCUCGGUGCCGGUCUGAGCUCUAUUGAGAUCGUUGCUGCGAAUCCCUUUAUUAGUGCAGCUUUGAUGUCGCUUUUGUUGAUCGCCUUGGAGACUUUCUACAUCUGGGCUUGUCUGCCUGAGACGCAUCCGCGACUCACCACUCUCGAGCAGGAGAUCAACACUGAGACUGAGACCGAGACCGAGACUGGGAAUGAGGAUUCUAAAGUGAAGAAGGACGCGAAGAAGGACGCGAAGAAGGACUCUUCCGCUCAGAGACCGCAUACCAAUCAACCAGCCAUCCUCAAUGCUAUCCAUUUCCUCUUCCUGUUACCAUUCUCAGGAUUGGAGUUUUCUCUUCCCUUCUUGACUGCUACGCUCUACGCUGAAACCACCACGGCCAGCCCCGCGGCCCUGAAUGGACGUCUCCUUUCCAUGAUGGGUCUUAUUGCUUCCCUUCUCCAGGGUACUCUCGUCCGCCGUCUGCCUCCGCUGGUCACGGUCCGGGCUGGUGUGGUAGCUUGUGCUUUGUCCUUUUUCUGCCUCGCGCAUAUCUCGUCUGUCGCAGGCCUUUAUGCUGCUGGUGCAUUGCUUGCUGUGACGACGGCCACCGUUGUAACAGGCCUUAACAGCUUGGGUAGUUUCGAGGCUAGGGAUGCUAACCGCGGUGCUGUCAUGGGCCGUCUUCGUGGGUGGGGUCAGGCGGGACGGGCUACCGGGCCUAUCCUUUUCUGCUCCUUGUUUUGGUGGGCUGGUCGUGAGGCCGCAUACACCGUUGGUGGUAUUGCCAUGUGCGUUGUGGCUGUUGGAGUCUUUGGUUUCUUGAAGUCGCCCGUUGUUCAUUCGAAGACGGAGUGA
This is a messenger RNA of Penicillium odoratum, 1383 nucleotides long. Its product is annotated as putative tetracycline transporter. Gene Ontology annotation, cellular component: brush border membrane. Bases 1 to 1383 code for a protein of 460 amino acids. Gene Ontology annotation, biological process: transmembrane transport. The transcript has 2 exons. Gene Ontology annotation, molecular function: transmembrane transporter activity. NCBI's taxonomy places the organism in Eukaryota, Fungi, Ascomycota, Eurotiomycetes, Eurotiales, Aspergillaceae. The record is from RefSeq and is a predicted model, not a curated record.